AUUCCCUUCUCCAAACUGCCAAACUGGGGUGUUCUUUUUUUUUUCUUCUUCUUCUUCUUUCCCUUCUCCUUUGCUUGGUUUCCACGCUACCCCAUAAGUUGCCCUUGCCGGGAUGGGGUCUCCAGCAGUCUAAGGAAGGCAGGCAGGAGCCUGGGGAAUAGAGCUGGUGGGUUUCUUUCGUCCAGUUUCCUCUCUUCCCUUCCACCCUUUCCUUUCCUCCUCCUCCUCCUCCUCCUCCUGUUGCAAGCUGAAAUGAAACUGGCUAAGGGGUUGUUGGGAGGACCGAAGAGCUCAAUCUCUUGAGAAAGGGAAUUUAUUGAUUGAUUUUUUCCCCCCUUUCUUUCCGCUUCUUCUUCUCCCCACCGGAAAGGAUUUGCUAUGGGAUGCCAGCAAUCAAGAAACUUUUACCCUUCCGAUUUGCUAGCUUUGUUCGGACUUUUUUUUAUUUUUUAAAAAAAUCCUCUUCUACAGCCUCAAAAGUUUCUGGGGUUUUUUUUUGCACCACCUGGAUCUCUGUGUCUUGUCUGGAUCUCCAGACAAGAAGUCAGUACUUUAGAAGAGGAAAGAGAACUUCCUUCCAUUUUUCUGGGGUUUUUUUAAAAAAAAAGAUUGGGGAGAGACUUUUUUUUUUGGAUUGAAGCCAUCAAAUGCCUUUUUUCCCUUUUUCUCCAGCUAAGGGGAUAAGAAUUGCCCGGCCUGCCAACCCAGGAGGAAGGUUGCUGAACAGUUAUUAUUUUUUUGCAAAACCCCGAAGCUUAAGGAAAAAGAACAUCUCGCGCAGCGUGCCUGAUUUCAACCAGAUGGCAGGCUGGUAAAAAAAAAAAGAGGAGAGAGAGAGAGAAAAAAAAAAGCAGAGAAAGAAGAAAAGAAAGGGGGAAAAGAAAAAAGGAAGAAAGGAGGAGGGGAGGGGAGGGGGAGAAAAGCCCCCCCCUUCCGAGUUUUCCAAGAUGGGCACUGCCAUUUGUAGCAGAAGACAGAAAGGUUGUUUGCAGACGGCCUUUUGCUUCUUGGCGCUGGCCUGCCUGGGCUCUGGAGUUCUCCUCUACAACUAUCUCCAGCGGAAGGUGAAGGCUGCCGAAGGCUUAGCCUCCAAAUUCAAACAGCAACAGGAAGCCCUUUCCGCCCAGCUGCAAGUCGUUUAUGAACACCGAUCCCGGCUUGAACGUUCCCUGCAGAAGGAACGCAGCGAACACAAGAAAACAAAAGAAGAUUUUUUAGUAUACAAACUGGAGGCGCAGGAAGCACUCAAUAAGGAAAAGCAAGAUUCUAUGAACAGAUAUGGCUCCUUAAGUUCGCAACACAAGAUACUGAAGAACCAGCACGAAGAAGUCAAGAAGCAGUUUCUGGACCUGCAGCUGCAACACAAUGGGCUGAAACUGGAGCAUCGCAAGGCCAUGGAAACCCACAACCAGAGAUACUCCCAGCUGCAACGGGAGAAGGACAACGAGGUGGUGGGAUUACAAGAUACUGUUUUUAAACUAAGGGAGGAAAGCAAGCUACUUCGGAAAGCCCACCAGGACGUUCAUUCCCAGCUCCUCAAUGCUCAGGUUCAGAUGGAAGAGUUCCGGAAACUCAAGGAAACCCUUCAGAAGAUGCCGAGUUUUAAGGAUGCAGGAACAGCCAAAGAGCAGCAUUACGGCCAGCCACUGGGGUCGAGCGUCUUGCAGCUUGCUAGACCGAAGGCUUCCAAGGAUGAUGGAAUUAAAGCACCUCUGAGACCCCAGGACCAAGCUGUCGUUCCGGCUGGGAACUCUUUCGCCAUUCCACCCCCUGGGAUCAAACGUCAAGGAGAAGAGACCGUGAUGCAUGAAAACCGUAUUUCACACAACAAUAACAAUGGAAACGGAGCCCAGGGGGAUGGGCCGUUUGGUCAACUGGCCCCACCAAAGGAGGUUAAUUUGGCUUUUGCGGCUCAUCCGCCAGCUCGGCACAAAGACGCACCCAUGAUUCGUUACACCCGGAUGAUGAAUAGCGUGCAGAACCAGGAUCCAGAAGCAGGACAGAACAUGCAGGGGCAACAGGGCCAUCCAGAAGCAUUUGAACCCAGGCUUAAGCUCCCAGCCACUUUGGAGGAAGGACGGGGCUUGGAAGAAAAGCUCUCCAACAAGCAGGACCAACGGGUACAGAGCUGGCAAGAGAUGCUCAACAAAGGCAGCUUGCAGAUGAAUGACGGGAGAGCUCUUCCUUACCUGCAAAGGUAUCACCUGGAUCCUGUAUCUGAGCCAGGCAAGACAGAUGGCAGUCGAGCGCAGACGGAAACAGGGCGGCCGCGACACACCCUCUGGGGAGGUGAAAAAGCAGGAACAGAUGAGAGAGACCUGCACGCAGAUGCUGGCAUGACGAAGGAAGAAAGCCACACAUACCUACAGAAGGAAGCAAUUAUCCAGAAACAGAUGGGACUUAAAGAUGUGGCUGACCCAGCUCAGGAUCCCAACAAUCAAGGGGAAGAUGAAUUUGAGGAGGCAGAACUGGAACGACCCAGCUUUGAAGAAAAAACAGACCCGGCCGAACAAAUCCACCAGACAAAUCUGCCGGCUAUAGCCGUGAGCAAGGAAAAAAUACCAAAGGGAGCCGAUCGGUCAAAUAAAGUCACUGACAAUUUGAUGGACGAUUAUCAGGAGGACCAAGAACAGGAUCCUGAGGACCACGGAGGCGAGGUGGGUGACCCUGAAGAUCUGGAACAGUUCCACCGAGCCAAAGGCCCCGUCGGAGAUGCUGACAGGAAAGAGGACUACUUUUGACGAUGGGCUGGGAGGCGGCCCCAAGCCACCCGAGGCUGAUCCAAACCAAAGAUUACUGCAAUAAACUUGGGCUAUUUGAGUUGACGCUGCCAAGAGAGGGUGGAGAAGUUAGCCCCAUCCGUCAUCAGAAAGUCAUGCGAUGGCUUGACCAAUGGAGAUGCUCCAUUUCCCCACUUCCUGUUAGCGAGGGCAAGGAUUGACAGGCAGUGCCCAACCUGUCAGAAUGCUGCCGUGAAUACGAACAUCAGAAUGUCUCUUCAUGGGGAUAAGGAGCUCAAAAUAUCAAAAAAAAAAAAAUAAUAAUCAAGUUUUUUUUCCUCCCUUUGGAAGACUCCUACUCUCAUUUGGACCAAGGGCAAAGCCUGAUGUAACCCAGAAAUACUGUUCGUUCGGGCUACUUGAGUUUCCUUUGGCCCCGUUUCAGAUUUACCUGACUGCUGUUCAGCGCAACCUCGUCGUCACCUUUAUAUGUAUGUACAUAUAUAAAAAGAGAAUUCAUUUGGUAACAA
Molecule: messenger RNA, 3250 nt
Organism: Ahaetulla prasina
Lineage: Eukaryota; Metazoa; Chordata; Lepidosauria; Squamata; Colubridae
Product: Golgi integral membrane protein 4-like
Exons: 14
Coding region: 948-2741 (597 amino acids)
Cellular component (GO): Golgi membrane; Golgi apparatus
Source: RefSeq, a predicted model, not a curated record